UGUUAUAUAUCGUACAGUACAGCUUGCAACGCUACAUUUACUCUCUCUCUCUCUCUCUCUCUAGAAACUAGCUCCAGUUGUGGCUUCUUCUUCUCCAUUAUUCUCGUCUGCUCACCUUUUAUUUUCUUCAGUUAAUGCUCCCGUCGGUGUUCUGUUGACCGUCGGUGUCCUGCUGUUGACCGUCGGUCCUAUGUGACUUAAGUUACCAAACAUUAAAAAGGUAUUUUCAAGCAAUGGAACACAAGUCAUGGCUAUGGAAGAAAAAGUCGAUUGAGAAGACCAUGUUUACACCUGAUAAGGUCAACAGAGGGAAUGAAGAUGAGUUACAGGGAAUUUUAGCUUAUGAAGAUGAACUUGAAAGAAACUUGAAUACUUCAAAUGAAAAGCUUUCAAAUGCACUUGCUGAGAUUAAAACCAAAGAUGACAUUGCAAAGAAACAAACAAACAUCGCACGUGAAGCCAUUCAAGGAUGGGAGAAAGCAGAAGCAGAAGUUUUAGCAUUAAAACAAGAGCUAGAAAAAGCUACACAACAAACAGCAGAAAGUGAGGAAAGAUUAUAUGGUGUUGAUGCAGCUUUAAAAGAGUGUAUGCAUCAGCUUCGAUUCGUUCGUGAAGAACAAGAAAAAAGGAUUCAUGAUGCUGUGAUGAAAACAUCACGAGAAUACGAAAAAUCAAGAAUCAUUCUAGAGGAAAAGUUAUCAGAAUCGAAUAAAAAACUUUCGAAACUAAUUUCCGAAAAUACCCAUUUGACUAAAGCUCUUUUAUCAAAAGAAAAACUCAUAGACGAACUACAUUCAUCAAAGAAUCAACUGGAUUCUGAUCUGAGUUCACUCAUGAGUCGACUCGAGUCGACUCAGAGAGACAACGCUUCUUUAAGCUAUGAAGUCAGAGUCAUGGAGAAAGAACUUGAAAUCAGAAACGAAGAGAGAGAUUUCAAUCGAAGAACUGCUGACGUGGCACACAAACAACACUUAGCAAAUGUGAAAAAGAUUGCACAGCUGGAAACCGAAGCACAAAGACUCCGUGUUCUUGUUAGAAAACGUCUCCCAGGUCCCGCUUCUCUUGCAAAAAUGAAGACCGAAGUAGAAUUGCUUGGCAAAAAGUCAAACUUUGACCAUGAUUCAAUCACUUCAAUUAAACAAAUCAACUUUUUAACCGAACAAUUAUGUUCUUUAGAAGAAGAAAACAAACUUCUUAAAGAAUUCAUCACCCAAAAAACAAAUUUAUCAGCCUCUUCUGACAUUGAUGAAAAGGGAAGCAUGGCUGAAUCGUGGGCCCCAUCUUGCAAAACAGUAGGAGCUUCAGAUAUCGGAUUAAUGGAUGAUUUCAUUGAAAUGGAAAAGCUAGCAAUAGUUUCAGUUGAAAAUCAAGAAACCCAAUUCGAUAAAAAGUCAAUUGAAAAACUUAUUGAGAUGAUUGAAGGGAUGAGAUUAUGUGAUAAAGCUUCAGAAACAUCAACAACAGAAGGAUACACAGUUCGUGUUCUUCAAUGGAAGACAUGUGAGCUUAGUGGUGUUGUUGAAUCGUUUGUAAAAACUUGUAAUGGUUUGUUGAACAGGAACGUUGACUUUGAGAAAUUUGUCAAAGAGUUGACUUUGACUUUGGAAUGGAUUGUGAACCAUUGUUUUUCGCUUCAAGAUGUGUCAAGUAUGAGGCAUGAAAUGGAUAAAAGAUUUGAUUGGGGGGAUGAGAAUCGUGGUGAGUUUGAAGAGGUUAAGAAAUUGAAAGAUGAUUUGGAUAAUUUGGAACAGAAAUUGGAAUUGGAAGUUGGGAAGAGUGAGUUGUUGGUUAUGAAGGUUAAGGAAUCGGAAAAAGCGAUUGAAAAUUUGGAAUUGGAAUUGGAAUCUUUGAAGGUGUCAAAGGAAUUGGAUAUGAAGGUGAAAGAAGAUCUUGAUGAACAGUUGAUUGAGGCGAUUGGUGAGUAUAAUGAGAUUUUUGAAAAAUCUAUGUCUGUUGAAGGGCAAGAAAGUAAUAACACUAGCUGUAAUCAAGAACUGGAAUCCGAAAAUCUUGAUCAACAUUUCAUGCCUGAAAGUGUGAUAGAACGGGAUAUACAAACAAUUGAGUUGAAUGAAGAUGAAAAGAGACUUCAAAGUGAGCGUGAAAUAAUAGCGGCUUCAGAAAAAUUAGCCGAAUGCCAAGAAACAAUUUUAAACCUCGGGAAACAAUUAAAAGCAUUAGCUUCACCAACAAAUGCAUCCGUUCCCGAUAAAAUUAUAUGCAACCCGAUUUAUGAAGCUCCGCCACCACCACCAUCACCGCCGCCCCCCGUAACCGCCGCCACGAACCACCACCGGAUUUCUCUUCUCGAUAAAAUGAUGGCGGAGGAUGCGGCAAAAGCUAUCGAAACCACAAAAACAAAAUCAUCAUUUGUAGGUGUAAAUGGGAUUAAUGGAAUAAAACAUCAAGAAGAUGAAGAUGCUUUGGUGAAUUUUUUGUCAAUUGUUCCAAGUAAGAAGAAGAAAAGUGGAGUGUUGAGGAAAUUGCUUUGGAGAAGGAAGAAAAGUAACAAGUGAAAUGACUUUUUUGUCCUCCUAGUUGACAUUUUUGGCAUAUGGUUUGAAUAUUAUUAUACGACACGUAUGUAAAAAAAAAAAUUAUAAUAACAGUAGAUUAUGUCAAAUCGAAUGUAAUUAGGAGGAUAUACUUUAGUUGUGUGGUGGGUUGGGAUUUGGGAAUAAUGUGAUUUGGCUUUUGGUUGGAAUCCCUAAAAGAUAUAGAAAGAAGAGAGAUGGAUUUUUGUUGUAAUGUGAUGUGUGUAUAUAUAACUGUAACCUAAAGAAAUGGGAUUUGCUUUUGAAUGAAGAUCUAAAACUUUUACAUAAA
This is a messenger RNA of Lactuca sativa (garden lettuce), 2826 nucleotides long. Its product is annotated as filament-like plant protein 7. Lineage: Eukaryota; Viridiplantae; Streptophyta; Magnoliopsida; Asterales; Asteraceae. The record is from RefSeq and is a predicted model, not a curated record.